CAAAAUUUCUUUGUGCCUGGGCUGCCACAGUCGUGUUCUUCAGCCAAAUUUUUGUCUUUGGUUCAAGUGCCUUCUCUCAGUCUCGAUUUCUCAUAAAAAAAAGAAUUUUUGUUGAAACAUCACAAACAAAACAAGCAAAAUGAGCGGCGAAAUCACCCACGAAACCAUCAAAGAGGGAUGGUUCCGCGAGAUCUCGGACAUGUGGCCGGGCCAGGCCAUGACCCUUAAGGUCGAGAAGGUCUUGCACCACGAGAAGAGCAAGUACCAGGAUGUGCUCAUCUUCCAGUCGACCGACUACGGCAAGGUCCUGGUCCUGGACAACGUGAUCCAGUGCACGGAGCGUGACGAGUUCUCGUACCAGGAGAUGAUCACUCACCUCGCCAUGAACUCGCACCCCAACCCCAAGAAGGUGCUCGUCAUCGGCGGUGGUGACGGUGGUGUUCUCCGCGAGGUCGUCAAGCACGACUGCGUCGAGGAGGCCAUCCUCUGUGACAUUGAUGAGGCCGUCAUCCGCCUGUCCAAGGAGUACCUCCCCAACAUGGCGGCCGGCUUCAACCACCCCAAGGUCAAGGUUCACGUCGGUGACGGCUUCAAGUUCCUUGCCGACUACCAGAACACCUUUGACGUCAUCAUCACCGACUCUUCCGACCCCGAGGGCCCCGCCGAGAGCCUGUUCCAGAAGCCUUACUUCCAGCUUCUCUUCAAUGCCCUCACCGAGGGCGGUGUUAUCACCACGCAAGGUUCCGAGAACCAAUGGCUUCACCUGCCCCUGAUCACCAAGCUUCGCAAGGACUGCAAGGAGAUCUUCCCUGUGGCCGAGUACGCCUACACUACUAUCCCGACCUACCCCUCGGGACAGAUUGGCUUCAUGGUCUGCAGCAAGGACCCCAAGGCCAACGUCAAGGUGCCGCUGAGGUCAUGGACCCAGGAGGAGGAGCUCGAGAAGUGCCGCUACUACAGCUCAGACAUCCACAAGGCCAGCUUCGUGCUGCCCAACUUUGCCCGCAAGGCUCUCCAGGAUUAAGCCGAGAGUGGGGGUUGUUGUUGGAUUGAGAAGCCGAGUUGGAUGUGUUGGGGCCGGGAGUACAAAAAAAGUUCUUGGUAAACAUGGUCUGGGAUUGAAAAGUCGAUGAUAUGAGACGUCUCACCAUUGCACAUAAAUUAUAGUUGCACAUAUCCCAGUAAAUACAGCCGUGGCACUUGGUGCCCUCGCCUUCAGAGGCACAAAAA
Messenger RNA from Pyricularia grisea, 1230 nucleotides. RefSeq lists its product as uncharacterized. Gene Ontology annotation, biological process: spermidine biosynthetic process. NCBI's taxonomy places the organism in Eukaryota, Fungi, Ascomycota, Sordariomycetes, Magnaporthales, Pyriculariaceae. The record is from RefSeq and is a predicted model, not a curated record. Gene Ontology annotation, molecular function: spermidine synthase activity. The transcript is spliced from 4 exons. Gene Ontology annotation, cellular component: cytosol. Bases 140 to 1024 code for a protein of 294 amino acids.